UGUGUGUGUGUGUGUGUGUGUGUGUGUGUGUGUGUGUGUGUGUGUGCGUGUGUGUGUGUGUGACAGUAUCACAGCACUAACACUUUCUCUCCUCACUCGACUUCUCUGCAGCUUUAACCUCAUUUGAAGGAUUCCAGCAGCAGGUUUGGAUGUGCCGGAGUUUCCAGAUGGCCUUUAAAUGCAUCAUGAUGUAAGCGGCUGCACUGACGGGGAAUAAAACACCUGAGCAGGUGUGCUGCUGCUGCUGCUGCUGCCAACAGGAUGUCCUGCUGCUCCGGCUGCUGCGGAUCAGGAAGAAGGAGGAAGAUGGACGUGUCUGUGCUCAGAGAAGAGUAUCGGAGCUCCAGAGAGAGGAGGAGGAGGCACACUCAGGUGCUGCUGUUCAGGACAGUUUCGGAGGAGCUGUCCGAGGCCGUCGCCAUCGUCCCCGCCCCUCAGGGUCUGACGUUACCAUGGCCACCACCCGUGAUCUUUGACCCCGACCCCUGGCACGUCCACCUGGACCUGCACCGGCGCUCCUGCCCGGAGACAUCCAGCAGACGCUCCGGCUCGUCCUCCUUGGAGGUCGGCGGCUUGCGGCACGAGUCCAGAUACAGGAAACUCUCGGCUCCUCCGAGCAGCUCCUCAGAAUCGCCUCCCUGUUGCUCCUUCAGCGCCACACGAGAGGAGGAAGAUCCAGACCCUCCAUCCCUCAGGGGCUCCAGGGGGGACCUGGCAUUUCCGGACUACUCUCUGGACUUGAUGGAAAGCUCCGCCCCCAUCACCACCAGCCUGCAACAGGACCAGCAGGAGAACCGGUCUACACAGAAGGAGAGCAGUAAUAGCGUCCUGGAGGGGAGGAGCUCCAGGACGCUCAGGUUUACCAGGCAGCAGAGCGUGGGGGGGGCAGCUUCACACUCCCAGAUCUACUACCCGUUCCCCAGCAGGAAGACGCCGAGGAUCUCUGAGGCCGCCAAGAGGCUGGGGAUGUACUCGAGCUUCUGAGGAGGACCGGGUUCAGCAGCAGGUCGUACACGUGCAGCCUCACAGGGAUCAAUAAGUGAUCGAUCGAUACCUGAACCGAUUAAUACAUGAACUGAUUUUUCUGAGUUUUUAAAGAGCCAAAGUUUGAUGGUCCAUCCUUCUCUGAGCUUCACAGAGGAACUCACAUCAUCAUCAUCACCUGUGACGUCGCGUGGUUAUAAAGAGUUCUUUAUGUAGCGGCUCGGUCAUACAUGAAGGUUCAACAGCAUCAUUUGAAUCUGUCAGCAGACCUUCAGCUGUUAUUAUUCUGCAUAGAAACGUCUUUCUGGAUGAACGAAUCUUAUGGAAAUGUAGAAAAAUGAAAAUGUGUCAACAUGAAAA
Molecule: messenger RNA, 1344 nt
Organism: Pelmatolapia mariae (spotted tilapia)
Lineage: Eukaryota; Metazoa; Chordata; Actinopteri; Cichliformes; Cichlidae
Exons: 4
Coding region: 262-984 (240 amino acids)
Source: RefSeq, a predicted model, not a curated record